Molecule: messenger RNA, 1677 nt
Organism: Indicator indicator
Lineage: Eukaryota; Metazoa; Chordata; Aves; Piciformes; Indicatoridae
Gene: SLC68A1
Product: major facilitator superfamily domain containing 13A
Exons: 8
Coding region: 1-1530 (509 amino acids)
Source: RefSeq, a predicted model, not a curated record
AUGGAGCUGCGACUCCUGGCUUGUCUUUUCAAUUUGCACACUGCGGUGAUCUAUGGGUCCCUGUCUCUGUUUGUUUCCAUUCUGCACAACGUAUUCCUCCUGUACUACGUGGACACCUUUGUCUCUAUUUACAAGAUUGAUAAACUAUCCUUUUGGAUAGGAGAGACAGUGUUUCUGAUCUGGAACAGCCUCAAUGACCCUCUGUUUGGCUGGCUGAGUGACCGGGUGUUCCUUAGCACACAGCAGCCAGGAGCAGAAAUUUCUUCCCCAGAAGUAGUUCUGAAGAGACUCAAAGCACUGAGCCACAAUGGCCCCCUCUUUGCCAUCUCUUUCCUGGCUUUCUGGGUCGCCUGGGCUCAUCCUGGUUUGCAGUUCCUUCUUUGCCUCUGCAUGUACGACAGCUUUCUCACCAUGGUUGACCUCCAUCACAACGCCUUGCUUGCAGACCUGGCUGUUUCAGCAAAAGACAGGACUAGCCUCAACUUCUACUGCUCCCUCUUCAGUGCCAUAGGCUCCCUCUCUGUCUUUAUGUCCUAUGCAGUGUGGAACAAAGAGGACUUCUUUUCCUUUCGCAUAUUUUGCGUCAUGCUGGCCCUCUGCUCCAUCGUUGGUUUUACCUUCUCCACGCAGCUACUCCGCCAGCGUUUUCAGGCUGAUGGGAAAACAAAAUGGGACCAAGAAUCAACCCUAAAAGAGCUGUACAUUGAGAAACUCUCUGUCCCCCAGGAGAAGAGGAUCACCCUGGCAGAGUAUCUCCAGCAGCUCUCCCGGCAUCGCAACUUCCUCUGGUUUGUCUGCAUGAACCUCGUCCAGGUUUUUCACUGCCACUUUAACAGCAACUUCUUCCCUCUGUUCCUGGAACACCUGCUGUCAGACCAGAUCUCUGUCUCCACUGGAUCCUUCCUGCUUGGUGUUUCCUACAUUGCCCCUCAUCUCAACAACCUCUACUUCCUGUCCCUUUGCCGACGCUGUGGGGUUUACGCCGUGGUGCGAGGACUCUUCUUCUUGAAGCUGGCUCUUAGUGUUGUCAUGCUCCUGGCAGGACCUGAUCAGGUGUAUCUGCUCUGCAUCUUCAUUGCCAGCAACCGGGUGUUCACAGAAGGAACUUGUAAGUUGCUCAACCUGGUUGUGACUGACUUGGUGGAUGAAGAUCUAGUCCUGAACCGCAGGAAGCAGGCAGCCUCAGCGCUGCUGUUCGGGAUGGUGGCUCUGGUCACCAAACCAGGACAGACCUUCGCCCCUCUGAUCGGCACCUGGCUGCUGUGCGCGUACACAGGCUACGACAUUUUCCAGCGCAACCCCUUGAGCAAUGUGGUGAGUGCUCAGCCGAAGCUGGAGUCUGAUGCAGCCUUGGAGCCAACUCUUCGCCAGGGCUGCUUUUACCUCCUUGUUUUCGUACCCAUCACGUGUGCACUGCUGCAGCUCGUCAGCUGGUCUCAGUUCAGCUUGCACGGGAAGCAUCUGCAGAUGGUGAAGGCUCAGCGCCAAAGCCUGACACAAGGCCGAGCACCAGAAAUCAAAACGAUCUAGGGAUGCCUGAGCCCCCAGGGUGUUGCUGGUUCCAGGCUGGUGCAGGACAGCAGGCUAAGUGUGGCGAUGGUGGGCUGAGAAACCCUGAUGUUUGUGGUUCAACUGUGAAAUGCUGUAAUGCAAAUGUUUACUGAUUCCAGGAGGUGG